Leptidea sinapis is the source of this 706-nucleotide messenger RNA. RefSeq lists its product as uncharacterized. The coding region runs from base 69 to 545 and encodes 158 amino acids. Lineage: Eukaryota; Metazoa; Arthropoda; Insecta; Lepidoptera; Pieridae. The transcript has 2 exons. The record is from RefSeq and is a predicted model, not a curated record.
GGAGAACGGCAUCAAAGUGGUCCCGCAAGCGACACACUCACUCAGUAAGCUUCAGCGCACCUUCCGCGAUGGUCAACUACAAGAGAGUUGUCUGCGAGGUCGCAAUACUUUCUGCGAUCUUGACGAUCGCUUUCGCUGCGCCGACUCCAGAUUGUCCGGAGAAACAUUUUGAUCAAAGACAGAAUGGUACUGAGAAUUAUCGGCUUAACAUCGACGGUGUGGUAAUCGCCGUUGCACCUGCCGAGUCGCUAUUGGCUGCAGUGUCCGACAUAGACCUCAGCGAUUUAAUUGAUCUGGAAGACCUGAAUGAACUACAGAAGCCGAAACCGCAAAAGCCCCAAUAUCAGAAACCUGAAAACAAACCUGAUGAUGUUAAGCCCGAUACAUCUAAGCCCGAAGAGACGAUCAACGAUGUUCCAGUUAGCUCGGAGCCCAGUAGUCAGAAGAAAAACGCGUCUUUAAGGAAACAAGAAAAAUCGCAAAGAUUGAAGUAUCGACUCGCAAAUAUGCUGCUUCCGUUAUUGAGAAAAAAUCGCCAUCAUUAAACUAAAUGAUAACGUUUUGCCUAAUGAACAGCCAUGAAGCGUGAUACGACAGAUCUUGCAUUUAUUAGUAAUAUAAUAGUUUUGUAAUAACUUAUAUUUAAGUAUUGUACAUUAAUUGUUUUGUUGAAAAUAAACGAAAAUUCUUAUUGAAAAACCCAAAA